AUGGAUUCCAGUCUCCUCCAGGAAAUUGAGAAAAUUAGUAAUUUUUUCCAGCGUCUCUCUGAGCAACAUAUAAAACAGGCAGAAACUCCAGAUGCACCAGAACCACAGUGCUGUAUGCCUCUGCCCGCCCACGCUGAGGAGAGCCGACACGAGUCAACGCAGAGCAAAACCAUGCCUCCCGUGGAGCUCACAAUGACUUCUGCAUGCACUAACCUCCCUGGGACAGUUCCCACCCAGGACUUAACAGUGCACCUUCUUAAAGCCCUUGAGAUGUCCCCUGAAGACCUAAGUGAGACUCCUUCCAUGGGCCAGAAAGUGACUUCCUUUGAUCAGAUAAAACACACAGCCGGUUCUCAGAUGACAUAUGUUACUGACACCCCAAAGACAUCACCCACUGAUUGCCUGAAGACAACCAUCACUACAAGCAACAUGACAAUCUCCAGUGAAGGUAGCCUAAGCAGUGACCAGACCCUCAGUGAGAGUCAAACACAAGCCCUGUGUGGAGAUCAAAUGAAGACCCUCAGUGAUGACCAGACUCUCUAUAGGGACCAGAUGACCUCCAGUAGUGACCAGACCCUCACUGAUGGCCAUACAGGGACUUCCAGUGGCGAUGAGGCCCUCUCUGAGGGCCAGAUGAUAACCAGCCUAGGCCUCUAUGGAGGGCAAAUGAUCACUUCCAUUGAUAACCAGACCCUCUGUGGGGAGCAGACAACAACCUCCACUCAUAACCAGGCCCUCUACCAGGGGCAGGUGACAACCUCCACUGAUAACCAAGUCCUCUGUGGGGAGCAGACGAUGACCUCCACUGAUAACCAGACCCUCUGUGGGGAGCAGACCAUGACCUCUACUGAUAACCAGGUCCUCUACGAGGGGCAGGUGACGACCUCCACUGGUAACCAGGCCCUCUGUGGGGGACAGAUGACAACCUCCACUAAUAACCAGACCCUCUACGGGGGACAGGUGACGACCUCCACUGGUAACCAGGACCUCUAUGGGGGACAGAUGAUGACCUCCACUGAUAACCAGGCCCUCUAUGGUGGACAGGUGACAAUCUCCACUGAUAACCAGGCCCUCUAUGGGGGACAGGUGACGACCUCCACUAGUAACCAGACCCUCUACGGGGGACAGGUGAUGACCUCCACUGGUAACCAGGCCCUCUAUGGGGGACAGAUGACGACCUCCACUGAUAACCAGGCCCUCUACGGUGGACAGGUGACGAUCUCCACUGAUAACCAGGCCCUCUGUGGGGGACAGAUGAUGACCUCCACUGAUAACCAGGCCCUCUACGGUGGACAGGUGACGAUCUCCACUGAUAACCAGGCCCUCUAUGGGGGACAGGUGACGACCUCCACUAGUAACCAGACCCUCUACGGGGGACAGGUGAUGACCUCCACCGGUAACCAGGCCCUCUAUGGGGUACAGAUGACGACCUCCACCGAUAACCAGGCCCUCUACAGUGGACAGGUGACGAUCUCCACUGAUAACCAGGCCCUCUGUGGGGGACAGAUGACAACCUCCACUGAUAACCAGGCCUUCUACGGGGGACAGGUGAUGACCUCCACUCAUAACCAGACCCUCUACGGGGGACAGGUGACGACCUCCACUCAUAACCAGACCCUCUAUGGGGGACAGGUGACGAACUCCACUAGUAACCAGACCCUCUAUGGAGGACAGGUGACGACCUCCACUAGUGACCAGGCCUUCUACGGGGGACAGAUGACGACCUCCACUAGUAACCAGACCCUCUGUGGGGGACAGGUGACGAUCUCCACUAGUAACCCGACCCUCUACGGGGGACAGGUGAUGACCUCCACUGGUAACCAGGCCCUCUGUGGGGGACAGAUGACGACCUCCACUGAUAACCAGGCCCUCUACGGGGGACAGGUGACGACCUCCACUGGUAACCAGGCCCUCUGUGGGGGACAGAUGACAACCUCCACUGAUAAGCAGACCCUCUACGUGGGACAGGUUACAACCUCCACUAGUAACCAGGCCCUCUACGGGGGAAAGGUGACGACCUCCACUGAUAACCAGACCCUCUACGGGGGACAGAUGACAACCUCGACUAGUAACCAGACCCUCUACGGGGGACAGGUGACGACCUCCACUGAUAACCAGGCCCUCGUGGGGGGACAGAUGACGACCUCCACUGAUAACCAGGCCCUCUGCGGGGGACAGAUGACGACUUCCACUGAUAACCAGGCCCUCUGCGGGGGACAGGUGAUGACCUCCACUGGUAACCAGGCCCUCUGCGGGGGACAGGUGACGACCUCCACUGGUAAGCAGGCCCUCUGCGGGGGACAGGUGACGACCUCCACUGGUAACCAGGCCCUCUGCGGGGAACAGGUGACGACCUCCACUGGUAACCAGGCCCUCUGCGGGGGACAGGUGACGACCUCCACUGGUAACCAGGCCCUCUACGGGGGACAGGUGUUGAUCUACACUGGUAACCAGGCCCUCUGUGGAAGCAACAUGGCAAUAUAUAGUGACAACUCGACCCUCUCUGGGGGCCAUAUGCUGACCCUUCAGGCAGGCAAUAUGACAACCCUCACUGGUGACCACAGCCUUUAUGGGGGAUAUAUGACAUCCUGUCAGCCCUCAUUGUCAUACCCAGGAUUCCUAUGCUUUUCAAGUUCCCAUUUGAUUCAAGGACAAGUCUCAGAAAAGCAGAAGACCCAGAGCAGCCAGUUCUGGAAGAAUCCUAAGAUUUCGAAGCCCUUCAUCUGCCCACAUGAGGACUGUAAGAAGUCUUAUUCAAAGGCUUGCCACCUUCGAACCCACAUGCGUAAGCACACUGGCGAGAAGCCCUUCGUAUGUGACGUGGAGGGAUGUACGUGGAAAUUCGAUUCCGCUCAGAUGAGCUCAGCAGACACAAGAAAAAGGCACACUGGUGAACGGCCCUACCUGUGUCGUUGCAACCAGAAUUUUGCACGAUCUGAUCACCUGAAGCAACAUGCAAAGGUCCACAGCAUUUGCCCAGAAUUAUGA
Messenger RNA from Saimiri boliviensis boliviensis (Bolivian squirrel monkey), 2988 nucleotides. The record is from RefSeq and is a predicted model, not a curated record. NCBI's taxonomy places the organism in Eukaryota, Metazoa, Chordata, Mammalia, Primates, Cebidae.